AUGCAGGCCUUCCGCCGUGGCACCCUUUCGGCCCUCCAGAAUGUUGCUGCUGUGCAGCGCCGGGGAUAUGCCAGUGCCAGCGCAAUUUACUCUGAGACUGUCCCUAACCUUCGCAUUAACGGCGACACUAAGGUGAUCUUCCAGGGUUUCACCGGAAAGCAGGGAACUUUCCAUGCUGAACAAGCCAUUGCCUAUGGUACCAAGGUUGUUGGUGGUACCAACCCCAAGAAGGCAGGCUCGACGCACUUGGACCGCCCUGUGUUCGCCAACGUCAGCGAUGCCGUGAAGGAGACUGGCGCCACUGCUUCUGCUAUCUUCGUCCCCCCACCGCUUGCCGCUAAGGGUAUCGAGGAGGCCAUUGAGGCUGAGGUUCCUCUGGCUGUCUGUAUCACUGAGGGCAUCCCUCAGCACGACAUGGUGCGCAUUACGGACAUCUUGAAGACCCAGAACAAGACCCGUCUGGUCGGUCCUAAUUGCCCCGGUAUCAUUGCUCCCGGCCAAUGCAAGAUCGGUAUCAUGCCUGGCUUCAUCCACAAACGUGGUCGCGUUGGUAUCGUCUCUCGUUCCGGUACCCUGACCUACGAGGCUGUCAACCAGACUACCCAGGCCGGUCUUGGUCAGUCCCUCGUCGUUGGUAUCGGUGGUGACCCCUUCUCUGGUACCAACUUCAUUGACUGCCUUCGUAUCUUCCUUGAGGACCCCGAGACCGAGGGUAUCAUCAUGAUUGGUGAGAUUGGUGGUAGCGCCGAGGAGGACGCCGCCGAGUUCUUCAAGGCCAACAACAAGUACAACAAGCCUGCUGUUAGCUUCAUCGCCGGUAUCAGCGCUCCUCCGGGCCGUCGUAUGGGUCAUGCUGGUGCCAUCGUCAGCGGUGGUAAGGGUGGUGCCGACUCGAAGAUUUCCGCUCUGCAGGAUGCCGGUGUUGUCGUGGAGAGAAGCCCCGCUGCUCUGGGCAAGACCCUGCUUGCCGAGUUUGUCAAGCGUGACCUUGUCUAG
Molecule: messenger RNA, 996 nt
Organism: Aspergillus chevalieri
Lineage: Eukaryota; Fungi; Ascomycota; Eurotiomycetes; Eurotiales; Aspergillaceae
Gene: TCA8
Product: succinate--CoA ligase (GDP-forming) subunit alpha
Exons: 7
Coding region: 1-996 (331 amino acids)
Biological process (GO): tricarboxylic acid cycle
Cellular component (GO): succinate-CoA ligase complex (ADP-forming); mitochondrion
Molecular function (GO): succinate-CoA ligase (ADP-forming) activity; succinate-CoA ligase (GDP-forming) activity
Source: RefSeq, a predicted model, not a curated record